This is a messenger RNA of Drosophila hydei, 1356 nucleotides long. RefSeq names its product skin secretory protein xP2 (gene Vajk4). Bases 74 to 1063 code for a protein of 329 amino acids. The transcript is spliced from 4 exons. Lineage: Eukaryota; Metazoa; Arthropoda; Insecta; Diptera; Drosophilidae. The record is from RefSeq and is a predicted model, not a curated record.
CGUUAUUGGUAUAACACAGCUUAUUGUGGAGUAAUUGGUUUUCCUCGUGAGACGUCAAAGCAACAGCUCAACAAUGCGAAUGUUCGUUCUUCCUUGUCUCGCCGUGUGCGUGGCAAUGGCCCACUGUGCGGCCAUCGAUGAGAAGGCUGAAAGCAGCCAAGCUGAGGAUGCUGGCAAGACUGUGGAGAAGCGUGGCCUCCAUCUGGGUGACUAUCAUCAUCAUCAUGAACAUAUCAAGACAGUGACCAUUGAGAAGAAGGUGCCGGUUCCCUACACUGUGACCAAGCAUGUGCCUUAUACGGUUGAGAAGAAGAUCCCAUACGAGGUGAAAGUCGAUGUUCCACAGCCAUAUAUUGUAGAGAAGAAAUAUCCGGUGCAUGUGAAGGAAUACGUCAAGGUUCCCGUUCAUGUGCCUAAGCCCUACAUUGUGGAGAAGAAAGUACCAUAUGAGGUGAAAGUGCCCGUCGACAAGCCGUACGAAGUGAAAGUCCAUGUACCAGAACCAUAUGAAGUGAUCAAGAAAAUUCCCUAUGAGGUUAAGGUGCCAGUGCCACAGCCCUACGAGGUGAUCAAGAAGGUGCCACAUGAAGUGAAAGUGGAAGUGCCAGUGCCCAAGCCCUAUGAAGUGAUCAAGAAGGUGCCGUACGAAGUUAAAGUAGAGGUCGAGAAACCAUAUAACGUUGAGGUUGAGAAGCCCUACGAUGUUGAGGUCGAGAAACCGUACACAGUCGUUGUCGAAAAGAAGGUGCCCUACGAGGUGAAGGUGCCCGUCGAUAAGCCCUACAAGGUUGAGGUGGAGAAACCAUAUCCCGUGCACGUUAAGGUGCCCGUACCACAGCCCUACACUGUUGAGAAGAAGGUACCCUACACCGUCGAGAAGCCCGUGCCUUAUGAGGUUAAGGUGCCCAUUGAGAAGCCCAUACCCGUCUACACGGAGGUGAAGGUGCCCAUUCACAAGGAGAUUCCCGUACCAGAGAAAUACCACGUCGAGGUGCCGAUCUUCAAGCACCACGAGGAUCAUCACAGCUACCAUGGCCACCAGGGUCACCAUGGUCACUAUUAAAGAUGAAAAUGAGCAAGAGAACUUGGCAUGACUGCCACCACAGAACGCGAGCACAAGGAGUAUACGAACAUCAACAAGAACAACGAGGUAAAGAAUAUGUUAGAGAAGACACAAGGACACUGGCAGAGAGUCUUUGUCGCAACGUUGAGCUGGACGUUGAACGGGUGAUAAACACAAGGAGGAGAGGAAACAGAGCAGAAGGAGGAGCAGCACAAGUAGCAGCACAGAGGACAAAACUGAUUAGCUGGCUACUUGGCAAAAACAACAACAACAACAAAACGAGAUCUGGCGAA